Mustela lutreola (European mink) is the source of this 3318-nucleotide messenger RNA. RefSeq names its product aryl hydrocarbon receptor (gene AHR). Gene Ontology annotation, biological process: regulation of transcription by RNA polymerase II. Gene Ontology annotation, cellular component: nucleus; aryl hydrocarbon receptor complex. The coding region runs from base 71 to 2611 and encodes 846 amino acids. The record is from RefSeq and is a predicted model, not a curated record. The transcript has 11 exons. Gene Ontology annotation, molecular function: transcription cis-regulatory region binding; protein dimerization activity; nuclear receptor activity. NCBI's taxonomy places the organism in Eukaryota, Metazoa, Chordata, Mammalia, Carnivora, Mustelidae.
UUGCUGCCGGAUCCCGGGCACCGGGCAGUGUCGCCCGCUCCCGGGAAGGAGCCGCCGCCGGCUGGGCACCAUGAACAGUAGCAGCGCCCACAUCACCUAUGCCAGUCGCAAGCGGCGGAAGCCGGUGCAGAAAACUGUCAAGCCAAUCCCAGCUGAAGGAAUCAAGUCAAAUCCUUCCAAGCGACAUAGAGACCGACUUAAUACAGAGUUGGACCGUUUGGCCAGUCUGCUCCCUUUUCCCCAAGAUGUUAUUAAUAAGCUGGACAAACUUUCAGUUCUCAGGCUUAGUGUCAGUUACCUAAGAGCCAAGAGCUUCUUUGAUGUUGCAUUACAGCCCUCCCCAGCUGACAGAAAUGAAGUCCAGGAAAACUGCCGAACAAAAUUCAGAGAAGGCCUGCACUUGCAAGAAGGAGAGUUCUUACUACAGGCUCUGAAUGGCUUUGUGCUGGUUGUAACCACAGAUGCUUUGGUCUUCUAUGCUUCUUCUACCAUACAAGAUUACUUAGGGUUUCAGCAGUCUGAUGUCAUACAUCAGAGCGUAUAUGAACUUAUUCACACUGAAGACCGAGGUGAGUUUCAGCGUCAGCUACACUGGACAUUAAACCCUUCACCAUGUACGGACUCUGGACAAAGAAUUGAUGAGGCUAAUGGCCUGCCACAAACAGUAGGCUGUUAUACCCCAGACCAGCUUCCUCCAGAAAACUCUUCCAUUAUGGAAAGGAGCUUCGUGUGCCGACUAAGAUGUCUGCUGGACAAUUCAUCUGGUUUUCUGGCAAUGAAUUUCCAAGGAAGGUUAAAGUAUCUUCAUGGACAGAACAAGAAAGGGAAAGAUGGAUCGCUACUUCCCCCGCAGCUGGCUUUGUUCGCAAUAGCGACUCCCCUUCAGCCGCCGUCCAUCCUUGAGAUUCGGACCAAAAAUUUCAUCUUUAGAACCAAACACAAACUAGACUUUACGCCCACUGCUUGUGAUGCCAAAGGAAAACUUGUUUUAGGCUAUACUGAAGCAGAGUUGUGCAUGAGAGGAUCAGGAUACCAAUUUAUUCAUGCUGCUGAUAUGCUUUAUUGUGCUGAGUACCAUAUACGGAUGAUUAAGACUGGAGAGAGUGGCAUGAUAGUAUUCAGACUUCUUACCAAAGAUAAUCGAUGGGCCUGGGUUCAGUCUAAUGCACGCUUAGUGUAUAAAAAUGGAAGACCGGAUUAUAUCAUUGCAACUCAGAGACCUCUAACAGAGGAAGAAGGAACAGAACAUUUACGAAAGCGAAAUACGAAGUUCCCUUUUAUGUUUACUACUGGAGAAGCUGUGUUAUAUGAGAUAACCAGCGCUUUCCCUCCUAUGAUGGAUCCCUUACCAAUAAGGACUAAAAAUGGUACAAGUGGCAGAGAUUCUGCUACCAAAUCAACUCUCAGUAAGGAUUCUCUCAAUCCCAGUUCCCUCCUGGCUGCCAUCAUGCAACAGGAUGAGUCCAUUUAUCUCUAUCCUGCCUCAAGUAGCACACCGUUUGAACGAAAUCUUUUUAAUGAACCUGUGAACAUAUGCAGUAAUUGGCAAGACACUGUCACACCAAUGGGAAGGGAUAGUAUCCUGAAACAUGAGGAAAUAGGUCAUUCUCAAGAAAUGAACCCAACACUCUCUGGAGGUCAGUCAGGGCUCUUUCCAGACAACAGAAAUAGUGACUUGUACAGCAUUAUGAAACAGCUAGGCAUUGAUUUUGAAGAUAUCAAACACAUGCAACAGAAUGAGGAAUUUUUCAGAAGUGACUUGUCGGUUGAGGAUGACUUCAGAGAUAUAGACUUAACAGAUGAAAUCCUGACAUAUGUCCAGGAUUCUUUAAAUAAGCCUACCUUUGGGUGCUCGGAUUACCAGCAGCAGCAGUCCGGGGCACUGAACUCGAGCUGUAUGGUACAAGAGCACCUGCGGCUGGAACAGCAGCUCCAGCCCCACCAAAGCCACAGAGCAGUGGAGCAGCAGCAGCAACUCUGUCAGAAAAUGAAGCACAUGCAAGUGAACAGCAUGUUUACCCAAUGGAGCUCUAACCCGCCCGUACCUUUGAGUUGUCCUCAGCAAGAUCUACAACAGUACAAUGUCUUUCCGGACUUAACUGGGACCAGUCACGAGUUUCCCUACAAACCGGAGAUCGAUCCUGGGCCAUACACACAGAACUUGAUUCCCUGUCAUCAGUCUGUGUUACCACAGCAUUCCAAGGGGACACAGUUAGACUUCCCCAUAGGGAACUUUGACCCAUCCCCAUACCCUACUACUAAUUUAGAAGAUCUUGUCACAUGUUUACAAGUUCCUGAAAAUCAAACACAUGGACUAAAUCCAGAGUCAACCGUAGUAAGUCCUCGGUCCUGUUAUGCCGGGGCCAUGUCCAUGUACCAGUGCCAGCCAGAACCGCAGCCCAGCCAUGGGGCUCACAUGCCGUACAACCCAGCAAUGCCGGCUCCACAGGCAUUUUUAAACAAGUUUCAGAAUGGAGGAGUUUUAAGUGAAACCUACCCAGCUGAAUUAAGUAAUAUGAACAACACUCAGACUCCCACACAUCUUCAGCCCCUUCAUCACCCAUCACAAGCCAGACCUUUCCCUGAUUUGACAUCCAGUGGAUUCCUGUAAUUGCAAGUCCAUUUUAAGCACCUUGGUUUUUGGAGGAGUUUGCAGAAGAUUACAGAAUAAUAAAACUGUCAGAGUUGGUCAUCAGCAAGUUUACAUGGAGGCAUUGUUGUGUGUUGUUCAUGCUCUUUCUCCAAAUCAACCUUCAAUGUUUUUAAGAGUUAAAAAAAAUUAUCGAAAAUACAUAUCCUAUAGUCAUUAAAAUAGAAAGUAUGCUGCCACAGAGGCUGAGAUUCCAUCUCUAUGUCACGUGGUUCAGAGUACCAGAGAAUAUAUAAAACUUACAUAGGGGAACUUGAGGACACUCUUUAAAAAGUAUUUCAUCUUUUUCUCCUGACAAAUUUCUGAGUUUUCAACUUCUAAGUUGUCAAUACACCAAAUACAAAAUUAAACUCUUUCCUUUUAUCUUUAGCUUUGGCUUGUAUCUCAGAUAUUAAAGUAAGUGGUUUGGUGCUGUUAUAAAAGAUAAUCUCAGUGCUUCCCUCCUUCAUUGUUAAUGUAAGUGCCUCACAGUUUUUUAUACCUGUAACACUGUAGGAUGUAUAUUUGAUAGAAAAUAUACUUUUUUAAAUAACAUUCUGCACACAAAUAUUAUUUGUAUUUCUUAAAUUCAGUCAUUUUUAUUAUUCCAAGCAUGUUUUAACUGCACUACUCACCCACUUUCUUCAGGAAAAGGGCAAAUAAUGAUUAAAAAGGUAUUUAUUUUAUAA